Aureobasidium subglaciale EXF-2481 is the source of this 604-nucleotide messenger RNA. RefSeq lists its product as uncharacterized. The coding region runs from base 101 to 520 and encodes 139 amino acids. The transcript is spliced from 2 exons. Lineage: Eukaryota; Fungi; Ascomycota; Dothideomycetes; Dothideales; Saccotheciaceae. The record is from RefSeq and is a predicted model, not a curated record.
UCCAUGAACUUGCAGACUUAUAUUCCAACACUUUAAUCGUUCGCAGGUCAUAUUUACUGACACUACUGAGCAGUCAAUACAGUGAGCCGAUCUCAUCAACAUGUGUAACCCAGAGCGCAUAAUCAUUAGAGCGUGUGUCACCGACAUUCCCGGUGUCUCCGAAGUUCGACCUUGGACGCUUGCAAAGCUGUUCCUCAAACACGAACGUGGACGUUAUCUCGACAAGCAAAACGACUUCAUUCAUGGUUUGCCUGGAUUCGAUGUUCUAGACGAAAACCGCAAGAUCAAGAGAUGGUGUAUGGUCGAUCUCAAUAUGUCUGGUAGUCCCGAUGGCGAAGCGUCUUCUGUGCCUCAUGGAGUAUAUCUGGCGACCAGAACAGAUGAAGGAUGGGUGUUUGAAUUGCACAGCACAUGGGAGGACAAAGCCAAAAUCUUCACUCGACAGUAUAGCUGGAGAGGUACCAAGGAAACAUCGCAAGGAAGCGUUUCAAUUCUCAGUAAGGAAGGGUGCGAGACUUAGGUGAGAGAAGCAAAAAGAAAGGAAGGACAAAACAUACAGCAGCAGGGAUUCCCACGUGGUCACCCACCGUAGUACUAAUCUGCC